GAAAGGCGCCGUGUAUCUUCCGAGCGAGCUGUGGAAGCAUCACAGAAGACGCCGUGCGAGCGAGCGAACGGAGCGGAGACGAUGGAGGGGGCGUGAGGGACGUCGGAGGACAACGUGGACAUUCGGGUAGGACGACCCCCACCCUCGCCGAGACGCAUCUGAGGGGGGGAAAAGAAAAAGGGGACGCCUGCUACAAUGCGCUGAAUCGGAGCUGCGUGGAGACCCCCUAACCCACCCCACCCCACCCCACCCUACCCCCUUUCCCCUCCGAGAACGUGCGUGGCUGGAUUAUGCUGGCUGGGUGGCGGCGGCUGAUUCCGAAGCCGAAGGACGGGCUGGCACGCCGCCCCUCCGAACCGCGGAGCUGAAUUUUUCCGGGAGAGAGAGAGAGCCUCCGCUCGCUCGCUCGCUGGCUCUCUCUCGUCCGUCGGCGCCAGCGCUCCCUCCCACAUGGCCUCCAUGCAGGACGGGCUGAACUUCACGGCUCCCCCCUACGGCAAGGUCCUGCUACUGGGCGCCAUCGCCGCUGCCUCGGCCUUCGUCGUCACCAUCCUCAUCGUGGCGCUCUGCGUGGGCUGCCACAGGAAGGGAAAGACACACAAUGUCCCCAGCGAAGGCGGGAAACAUCGUCUCAUGGACAUGGGCAUACUCAGGCAGUCCAAACUGCGCUCCAUCACCAAAUCCGACACCCAGAUGAACAAAAUCAACUGCAACGGCAAAAGCAGGCAGCUUCCCCAGAUCCCCUCCGAGGACGGUGAACACACGUACUCGGAAGUGGGCCGGAGCUCUUCGGCCGCGCGGACCGACGACGCGCUCUAUGCCGCAGUGGGCAGGGCCGGGCAGACGGACACCCCGGCCCCUCCGGCCGUCCCCGCCAACACCCCUGCGCCGCCCGACCCGGACGGCGACGCGGAGGGAAGCCCGACUGAAGCCCAGGCGGCGGCGGCGCCUCGACCCCCGGAGACGGCCGAGUACGCCUGCGUUAGGAAGCCACGCAAAGCUGACAAGGCCCCGCAGAAGCGGGACAGCGGGACGGACACGGCCGACCCGCCGCAGCCGCGACACCCCCCGCCCUCUCAUCCCGCCCCUCCGCCGCCGCAGCAUCCUCACAGUACCAAGCUUCCCCGCAGGAACCUGGAUGCCUUUAACGUGCCCUCCUUCCCAAAGGAAGUGAUGUUCAUGGGCAAUGGAGAGCAGUACAUCUGGAAGCCUCCGGAGGACGAGGACGUCCUUGCGCUCCACAGUAAGGCCCCGGGCCCUGUGGGAAUGCACGCCAUGGACAACGUUCAACCUUCCGCAGCAGUGGUGGCCGAGAUGUACUCCAAAGUGUGCAAGAAGAAGAGAGGCGCGCCCGGAUCGCCGCCGCCGUCCAAUCCCGGCUUCAGGACCUUGGGUCGAGACCGCGACGGGGGCUUCAGUGUGGUGGUCAAGCCCCAGACAUGGGCCCUCAGGGAGGGCCGGCCCCCCGCGGACCGGCGCCGCUACGAGUCCUUCGGGACUGCGGCGGCCGAGGAAGAGGAGGGUGAGGUGGAGCCGCCCUACGCCGACCCGGAAGGCGGCCCCGGCGGCUGGCGACGGGCGGCCAACUCCUGCGGAGCCACCCUGCGGCCCCGCAGGAAGAAGAGCCAGCAGCGGCAGCCCCCGCCACCGCCGCCGCCCAAGCUGCGGCACCUACCGCUACCCGGCGGCGACGGCCUCUACGAGAGCAUCGGUGAGCUGGAGCGCGGCUCCGGCACCACCACUGUCUUCACCUUCAACGACGGCAUGGAGAUGUACGUCACUGGGCUCUAAACCGCUCCGCCGAGCCGCCUACAGGCCGUCGCGAUAUUCCGAACGGACCCGCCGUUUGGGCGCGGAAAGGAAGCCGACUCUCGGCGCCGAAAUCAAAAGGUGUGAAAACUACUCACAAAAAGUUCGGGCGGGUAAAACCUAAUGCAGAAUCGGCCAGCCCUCUCAGUUUAAAUGAAUUGGGUGCCUAUGGCUGUCAAUGAGUUCAUUGGUCAUUGGUGAUUCAUGGGUCACUCACUAUUGAUUUUGGCCCAUUUCCUCGUCAAUUCAUGUUAAUUAUCACUUCUGUUGAUUCAUUCAUUGGCCCCGCCCUCCCAGUCCAAAUAGAUUGGACGUUUAGCACCGUCAAAGGCACUGAAAGAUCAAGUCCUCCCAGUUUAAAUGAAUUGGACGUCUGUCUUUGUCAAUUGCAGGCAAUGACUUCAUUUAGGCUCACUGCCUAGUUCAUUUUAGAAUACUUACAAGUCACUUCCUGUUGAUUUUGGCGUAUUUCCGCAUCACUUCCUGUUGAUUUUGGGACACUCCCUAUUGAUUUUGGCACAUUUCCGCAUCAAUUCAUGUUGAUUUUUGGGACAUUUCCACGCAUAAAUUCAUGUGGAUUUUGGAACAUUUCCACACCACUUCUGUUGAUUCAUUCAUUGGCCCCGCCCUCCGAGUCCAAAUGGAUUGGCUGUCUAGCACCGUCAAAGGCACUGAAAGAUCAAGUCCUCCCAGUUGAAAUGAAAUGGGCGUCUAUCUUUGUCAAUUUUGGCUCAGUGCCUAGUUUAUUUUAGGAUACCUACUAGUCACCUACUGUCGAUUUGGGCGCAUUUCCACAUCAUUUCCUGUUGAUUUUGGGUCAUUUCCUGUUGAUUUUAGGUCAUUUUCACAUCACUUCCUGUUGAUUUUGGGGCAUUUAGAGGUCACUUCCUGCUAAUUUUGGGGCAUUUCCGCAGCUCAUUCCUGUUGAUCUUGGGGUAUUCACAAGUAGGGUUGGGCAUCGUUUGAAUUUGAACGGUUCCGAUUCCACGUUUCGAUUCCGGUUCCAAAUGAUUCUCCGAUCCUUUUAAUAAGCAGGGUAAAAAAAAAUUGUAUAGUUUAUAUUAAUUUCUUGACUUCUCAAUUAUUUUUUAAAUUAUAUGAACUUUCAAUUAGCUAUGAAUUUCUAACAGGGCUAUUUUUAACUUGUAUAUAAAUAUCAGUCUUUGAGCUUAGUCUUCAAAAGCUCACGGUGAAAACAUUUACACAUACAGUGGGGCAAAUAAGUAUUUAGUCAACCACCAACGGUGCAAGUUCUCGUACUUUAAAAGAUUAGAGAGGCCUGUAAUUGUCAACAUGGUUUAACCCCAACCAUGAGAGACAGAAUGUGGAAAAAAAACAACUGAAAAUCACAUUGUUUGAUUUUUAAAGAAUUUAUUUCCAAAUUAGAAUGGAGAAUAAGUAUUUGGUCACCUACAAACAAGCAAGAUUUCUGGCUGUCAAAGAGGUCUAACUUCUUUUAACUCGGUCUAACAAGGCUCCACACGUUACCUGUAUUAAUGGCACCUGUUUUAACUCAUUAUCGGUAUAAAAGACACCUGUCAUAAUCUCCCUCGAUCUGGGGCUCCAUGUAAGAUCUCACCCCGUGGCGUCAAAACAAGAACGGUGAGCAAAAAUCCCACAACCACACGGGGGGACCUAGUGAAUGACCUACAGAGAGCUGGGACCACAGUAACAAAGGCUGCUAUCAGUAACACAAUGCGCCGCCAGGGAUUCAAAUCCUGCACUGCCAGACGUGUCCCCCUGCUGAAGAAAGUACACGUCCAGGCCCGUCUGCGGUUCGCUAGAGAGCAUUUGGAUGAUCCAGAAGAGGACUGGAAGAAUGUGUUAUGGUCAGAUGAAACCAAAAUAAAACUUUUUGGUAGAAACACAGGUUCUCGUGUUUGGAGGAGAAAGAAUACUGAAUUGCAUCCGAAGAACACCAUACCCACUGUGAAGCAUUGGGGUGGAAACAUCAUGCUUUGGGGCUGUUUUUCUGCAGAGGGACCAGGACGACUGAUCUGUGUAAAGGAAAGAAUGAAUGGGGCCAUGUAUGGAGAGAUUUUGAGUGAAAAUCUCCUUCCAUCAGCAAGGGCAUUGAAGAUGAGAUGUGGCUGGGUCUUUCAGCAUGACAAUGAUCCCAAACACACAGCCAGGGCAACAAAGGAGUGGCUUCGUAAGAAGCAUUUCAAGGUCCUGGAGUGGCCUAGCCAGUCUCCAGAUCUCAACCUCAUAGAAAAUCUGUGGAGGGAGUUGAAAGUCCAUGUUGCCCAACGACAGCCCCAAAACAUCACUGCUCUUGAGGAGAUCUGCAUGGAGGAAUGGGACAAAAUACCAGCAACAGUGUGUGAAAAGCUUGUGAAGAGUUACAGAAAACGUUUGGCCUCCAGUAUGGCCAACAAAGAGUACAUAACAAAGUAUUGAGAUGAUUUUUUGGUAUUGACCAAAUACUUAUUUUCCUCCAUGAUUUGCAAAUAAAUUCUUUAAAAAUCAAUGUGAUUUUCAGUUUUUUUGUUUUGUUUUUUCACAUUCUGCCUCUCAUGGUUGAGGUUUACCCAUGUUGACAAUUACAGGCCUCUAAUAUUUUCAAGUGGGAGAACUCGCACAAUUACUGGUUGACUAAAUACUUAUUUGCCCCACUGUAUUCUUUUGCCUAUGUUUUAAGAUGUCUUAUGCUGCAGUCAUUUUUACAUGUUAUUGAACUCCCAUAAUUGGCUAACCUGGUGCAGAGUAUCAAACAAACGAAGAAACAAAAACAACUAGUAAAACCCAGUCCAGAUUAGCAGAGGGGACAGUAUAAAAUCAGAAACGGUUUUUGUUUAGGAAAAUGAUCAUAUCUGCCUUCUCAGGCAGCAAACGUGGUUUCCUGCAGUGGAGAACACAGGCUCACUGGGUGUAGAUGAAGCUUGAACACAUAAAUAUGAGAAAACGAGAAAAAGUCGCAAAUAUUACAUAGGGGUAAGGUAGUUGUGAGCCGCUACACACUCUACAUACAUGUACCUUUGCUGCGAGCUAUGACGAAGCAUUAGUAUAAAUUCUUCUAUUGAUUAUAAUUUGAUGUAGAACAGGCAAAAUAAUAAGGAUUUCCUUAUUUGUAAAACCGAUUCUAAAACAUAAGAUGCUUUUAAUACUUCUGAUAUUAACGGCGGCGGCAACGCACUACGUAAAGUAAGUAGCUGCUUAUAUAGCCUGAUGUAAUAAUACGACCUAUUCUCAUACUAUUCCAUCAUCUACCUUUUAAUCCAGGAUCGGGUCGCGGGGGCAGCAGAAGACAGACGUAAUUUAUUGUUUUACCUACCCACUUCUGACUAUUUGGAGGACUGGCAAGGCUUGUCAAAUAGGGGGCCCUCAGCUAUGCACUACUCGGCACGUGUAUCCCAUGAAGCCGCAGGUGGUUAAUCAUAUUGGUCGUGCAGCCGCCUUUGCAUGAUAUGGCUGUGUUGCAAAUGUUGCACUGAGCUGACUGGUCAUUUUUCUUUGUGAAGUAGAGCCACUUUUGAGGGCUACAACACCGUGUCCAUGGUUGAAAUUAAGUUGCAAUGCAUAAACACGCUUCAUGUGGUUUCUUCUUCGUGGUGUUCGGCAGCUAUUUUUUUCCGAUCUGCGGUCAUGGGCUCGAAACAUGGAAUCGAAAUUUUAAAAUUCGAACGGUUCCAGGAGCAUCGGAGAAUUAGUCCCGGAUCCCAUAGAUGCUUGAUGCCCAACCCUAUUCAGAAGUCACUUCCUGUUGAUUUGGGGGAAUUCACACAUCAUUUCUGUUGAUGCAUUCAUUGGACCUUCCCAGUCCAAAUGGAUUGGAUGUCUAUCUUUCUCAACGGCAGGCAAGGAGUUCAUGUUGGGUUAUUUUCUUUUUAGGGCUGCAGCUAUCGAUUAUUUAGGUAAUCAAUUAAUCUAUCAAUUAGGUAGUUUAAAUUAUCGAUUAAUCGGAAUACGAACAUUUAAUGUGUUGCAGAAUUUUAUGAUAUGUUAAACAAACAAGUGUUUAUGCUUGAAAUAAUACUCUGGCUUGCUAAGAUGACACUUUAAAAAGAGUAUUAAAUGCAAAUACAAAAUUAAAUUUCUUGAUUGUUUCUUCAAACUAUGCAGAAUUGCACUUUCAUUCCACAUGAGCAAUAAAUGCAUUUAGUAAUACAUUAAAAUACCUGCUCUUAGCCUCAAACGAUACAUACAUAAAAAAGAGGAUCCAAGUACAACAACAACAAAAAAGCAAUUGGCUAACUUACAGUGGUAUGAAAAAGUAUCUGAACCUUUUGGAAUUUCUCCCAUUUCUGCAUAAAAUCAUCAAAUGUGAUCCGAUCUUUGUCAAAAUCACACUGAUGAAAAAAACAGUGUUUGCUUUAACUAAAACCACCCCAAACAUUUAUAGGUUUUCAUAUUUUAAUGAGGAUAGUAUGCAAACAACGACAGAAGGGGGGAAAUAAGUAAGUGAACCCUCUGCCUAAGGAGACUUAACCCUUAAAUAAAGCAAUUAUCAGAGAAUCCCAAAAUUUGAAAAAUAAGGUCCUAAUGAAACCUUUUUUUCACAUUUGUAAAAAGAAAAGUCAAAAUGAAUAUGUGUAAUAAGCCCUGUAAUAUCUAUAACCCUUGCUAAAUCCUGUUUUUUUGUUUGUUUGUUUUUUUAAAUGGAACCUGCAGAUGCAUGUGUUGACUUGCAUCCAUGAUUUUUAUUUUCAAAAAGAAAUGUCAAAAUUCUGAAUCAGUCUCAAAAUCAUGAAAUUAUAGGUGUAUCAAAUGUGAUACGUUUGGCAAUAAAGGGUUAAAGAGCAAUUGAAACCAAUUUUUACAAAACAAUUUAAGUCAGGUGUUUGCCCAAUUACUGAUGAGUGGUUUAAAACACACCUGGUAAGAAUUGUCUUGAUGAGAAGCAUUGUCUGAUGUGCUCGGUCAAAAGAGCUGUCUGAAGACCUGCGAUCAAGGAUUGUUGUUUUGUAUAAAGCUGGGAGAUGAUACAAAACCAUCUCUAAAAGUCUGGAUGUUCAUCAUUCAACAGUCAGAGAAGUUGUCUACAAAUGGCGAGUUUGGCACUGUUGCUCCUUUCCCAAGGAGUGACUGUCCACCAAAGAUGACACCAAGAGUUCGGCGCAGUAUUUCAGAGAGGUAAAAAGAACCCUAGACUGUCUGCUAAAGACUUACAGAAAUGACUGGCACAGUCCAAUAUCUAUGUGCACACAUCAACUAUAUGUAAAACUAUGGCCAAGAGUGGUGUACAUGGGAGGACUCCACGGAGGAAGCCACUGCUGUCUAAAAAAAAAAAAAAACAUUGUUGCUUGUUUAAUGUUUUCAAAAAGGCACUUGGACACUGCACAGGAAUUUAGGCAAAAUAUUUUGUGGACUGAUGAAACCAAAGUUGAAUUGUUUGGGAGUAACACACAACGUCAUGUGUGGAGGAAAAAUGGAACAGCUCACCAACAUAAACACCUCAUCCCAACCGUGAAGCAUGGUUGAGGGAGCAUCAUGAUUUGGGGCUGUUUUGCUGCCUCAGGGCCUGGACAAGUUGCACUGAGGCCGUCUGUCAGACAGUUGAAACUAAAAAGUGGAUGGAUGCUGCAACAAGACAACGAUCCAAAACACAGAAGUAAAUCAACUUCAGAAUGGUUUCAGAAGAACAAAAUACAUGUUCUGGAGUGUCCAAAGUCCAGACUUUAACCCCAUUGAGAUGCUGUGGGCAUGACCUAAAGACAGUGAUUCAUGCCAGACAUCCCAGGAAUCUGACUGAACUACAGCAGUUUUGUAGAGAGAAAUGGGCCAAGAUUAGUCCUGAAUGAUGUGCCAGACUGAUCUGCAGCUAAAGGAAGCGCCUGGUUGAAGUUACUGCUGCCAAAGGGGGGGCACAAAAUAUUAAAUGUGAUGGUUCGCUUAUUUAAUUUUAUCCAUAUGUCACUGUCACUGAUAUGACAUGUCUAUGUCACUGAAAACCUAUAAAUGUUUGGGUGGUUUUAGUUAAAGCAGACACUGUUUUUUCAUCUGUGUGAUUUUGACAAAGAUUAGAUCACAUUUGAUGGUGAUUUUAUGCAGAAAUUUGAGAAAUUCCAAAAGGUUCAGAUACUUUUUCAUACCACUGUACAUAGCAAAAGUCCGCUAGCUUAAAUGCUAUAUAACGUUAACGUUUUUUUUUUUUUUUUUUUUAAACAAUGCUCUUUACACAUCGUUCAAACACAUAUUCCCACAAAAAAAUUGUAAAUAUACCUAUAAACUAAAUUCCGAAUGAAUACAGAAACAUAUUCGCUCAAACAAAAACUUACAUUAUGUUGGUCUUAAUAGAGAGCAGUUGGAUUCAGCCAUGCUAGACAAGUAAAAGGGCAGUGUAUCCACCCAAAUCAAUAAAACUAAAUGCAAAACUUUCAAAACAAACCAUUAAAAUGUCACUCUAAUUAAACAAAUCUUCGAAUCAGUAAAAUUUGAUCGAAAGCUUUUUUCUAAAUGAAUUACUAGAGUUAAUCGAUCAAUCGUUACAGCACUAUUUGUUUUUAAUUUGAUUUCCUGAUUUUGGGGCAUUUCUGGGGAGCGUAUGUGUAUUACAAUCACUUCCAUUUCAACUGGGAAGGUUUGCAGCGAGUGAUCAUGUUUCACUGCCAUUGAAUGACAAAGACGUCUGAUCCAAUUUGACAAUUCCAAUCCUGGGAUUUUUUUUUCCAGGGACAAACGUUUGAACACCACUGAUUUAGGGCAACCAUUUUCUCAUGAAAAUGAUGGACCAUUUUCUGUAUAUACGUGAUUAGCACGGGAAAAAACGGGAACUUUUUGUGAGUAGCGUGACUUUGAAAAGUGGAUGACUUUGCUCGGAACGGUCAGCGUACGCGCUCGACCAAGACACGUCAUUUGUCCUCCGUCGUCAUUUUCCGGAGCCAUUAAGCAGAAUUUACCAGGCGCGCAGAUACGGCGACAUAUUGGCACACCUGGUCAAUCGUAUCAAAGAGGUUGGGAAUCACCAGCAGCCCCGCCCCGAAUAUAUGCUGUUUACAUGACAUCAUGCCUUUCCCGGGCUCCGGCUCUGAGCCUUAAAAGUCCUGAGGUUUCUACGUUUUGUCCAAUUUGCCAACUUGGAAGGAAUCCAAAGGUUGUGAGCACAAAGAAGCAUUGCGGAGCAAUCGGUAACCGCCGGUUGCGCCGCUCACUGAGCCGAGCACAAGAAAGUAAGCUAGCUAAAUGACGCUCUACUCCUUAAAACUCAUUGGCUGCCUUUGACGGCCAUCCAUUCUGUCAAAUUCCAUUUGAGAAAAGCUGUUGGUGAAGCUGUUUUGUGGCCCAAAAAUGCCACGAAAUCAACCGGAAGUGACCUGGGAAUGCCACAAAAGCAGUUCAAAGUGACCCCUUAUCAACAGGAAGUGACACAGAGUGACCCAAAGUCAACAGGAAGUGACCUGAUAUCAAUGAGAAGUGACGCCAUAUCAACAGGGAGUGACCCAGAAGUGACCCUGUAUCAAUAGGAAGCGGCCCCUCAAAAUCAACAGGAACUGACCUGAUAUCAAUGGGAAGUGACAUAGAAGUGACCCAAUAUGGACGGGUAGAGACCCGAUAUCAACAAGAAGUGACCUGGAAAUCCCCCAAAAUCAACAGGACCUGACCUUAUAUAUACAGGAAGAGACAUAGAAGUGACCCAGUGUGGACGGGAAGAGACCUAAUAUCAUCUGGAAAUGCCCCAAAAUCAAAAAGGUGACCCAGAAAUGCCCCAAAAUCAACACAAACUGACUUGACAUGAACAGGAGUUGACAUGGAAAUGCCCCAAAAGCAAUCAAAGGUGACCCAAUAUAAAUAGGAAGUUAAACAGUGACCCAAAAUCAACAGGAACUGACCUGAUAUCGACGGGAAGUGACACGGAAUUGGUCCAAAAUGCACGGAAAGUGACCCCAUAUCAAAAGGAAGUGACCUGGAAGUAACACGAUAUCAACAGGAAGUGACCCAAAAAGGCCCCAAAAUCAACAGGAACUAAUCUGAUAUCAACGGGAAGUGACACGGAUAGUGACGUAAAAUGGACGGGAAGUGACCCCAUAUUGACAUGAAGUGACCUACAAGUGACCCGAUAUCCACACAAAAGGAAGUGACCCGAUAUCAAUUUGGGGUGAGCCAAAAUGGACGGGGGGUGACCCCAUAUCAAAAGGAAGUGACCUAGAAGUAACCCGAUAUAAAUAGGAAGUGACCCAAAAAUGCCCCAAAAUCACCAGGAACAAACCUGAUAUGAACGGGAAGUGACACGGAUAGUGACCCAAAAUGGAUAGGAUGUGACCCCUAUUGAUAGGAAAUGACCUAGAAGUGACCCGAUAUCAAUAGGCAGUGACCUGGAAAUGCGCUAAAAUCAAUAAGAACCAACCCAAUACCAACGGGAAGUGACACGGAAGUUACCCUAAAUAGACGCAAUGUGACCUCACAUCGAUAGGAAGUGACCCGAUAUCAACAGGAAGUACCUGGAAAUGUUACAAAAACAGUAGGAACUGACCUGAUAUCAACGGGAAGUGACUUGGAUAGUGACGCAAAAUGGACGGGAAGUGACCCCAUAUUGACAUGAAGUGACCAACAAGUGACCGGAUAUCAACACAAAAAGAAAGGACCCAAUAUCAAUGGGGAGUGACCCAAAUGGACAGGAAGUGACCGAGUAGUGACCCGAUAUUAACAGGAAGUGACCCGGAAAUGCCCUGAAAUCAACAGUAAGUGAGACUAAAAUGCCCCAAAGUGAGUUUCAGUGUUGUAAGUGGUAAUCAUAAAACAAAGAAAAUGCGGUUCCUCUAACACCGUCAGUGGCAGCCAAUGAGGGCGGCGAAGCAAACGCAAAGAAAGAUUUGAAAAGCACAGCCUCCACAAAUAUUGGCCAGCACUUUUGGAAACAGGAUUUAGCCGUAAGUCGAAGGACUCCAUGACUAAUCAAAAUAGCGGAAAGCUCAGGGACCGAGAGAACAACAACCGUGAGAGGAUUUCAACCCAAACAUGUUCACGCUCGUACUUCAAACGUCUACGUCUUCUUUAUCUUUUAAUAUUAUUUACCGUUUCAACCCCCCCUUUUUUUAAUGGCAAAUAAAGUAUUCUAUUCUCAAAAUAAAUUCCAAUAGGAAGCUCCAAAAACUCAACAAUGUCUUGUAGGUUUAUUGACUACACUGGUCGAAAAAAUGUAUAACAUAUCUGUUCUAGAGAUUUUUUUUUUUUUAAAUGGCUAAAUGUCUUUGGUGACAUGGAUCGGAAAAAUGAAAAAUGUUAGUGCUGGUUUUCACGAUAUUUCAUGCUUAUGUUUAAUUGCAUUGGUGUAAUUAUAAAAUAUCAGUUUUACAAGUUACUGCAUUUGACACGACACCAUUUAUGAAAUGUGUCUACAUUUUGUCCACUUCCAAAACACCAGGAUAUAUGACCUCUGUGAAGUUUGCCCCCCAUCAGACACAUAUAUAUGGCGGAAAACACUCAGGUGACUUGAAGUUCCGCUCUGAAACCCCCAAUUUGGCCAAAUUUCAAAAUUGUCCAAUAUGCAUGUGUGUUACUGUACAUCAUUGGAAAGCUUAUAAUCUCAAUUUUCUGGGAGAAGAAAAUUUUUGCACAGGAGGGCAUUUAAAAAGAAAAAAAAAAUUAAACAGCAAAACCUUAACUGGAGGUGAGAGCAUGAGAGAGCAUAAUUAAAGACACCAUGAUUUUAACAAAAUAUUAUCGCGUACUUACCUCUUUUCGAUCCAAAAACUCCAUGUAGCAUGUCUCACCAAGUGUCAAGACACAGCUGUGAAUGGCCACAGCCAGAUUUUGGGGGGAUUUUAUGGGUCAAACAUGGUAAUUCCGUCAGAAAAUGAUGUCCCUGGUGCGAAAUUCACUGGUAAAGAUGUGGAAGAACAAACAAAUGUUCAGUUAUAGAGAUGGCUUGAGUGUCGAGGGCUGAAAAAGACGACCGACCUGAUCCAGAAUUAGCUUUUUUAUCAACACCUUUUUCAUGUGUGCAUUGCCUUACGCCACUAACAAUGACAUUCUCCUGUUUCAAUAAUCUAUCCUUUUCCACCAUAUGCCCUAUCUUUCAUAUAUAUUAUUUGCUCUGGCUGUCUUACGUCUCUGACCGUUCUUGGAAUUUACAUUGCUAUUUUUGUGUAGCGAUCGCAAGUGCUACUCUGUAACAGCCAACGAACAGUUUUAAUUUUUUCAUUAAUAACUCUAAAUUCUAUAAUUUAUUUACACUUCCCACUUACUAAAGUUGUUUUUUUACAACAGAAAAGGUAAUUGGCAGUCAGAUACCAUUAUAAUUUUUUCAGGUCAUUUAUUGUCAGAAAGAAGCAGCACGGCAAAACGCCACGCUAAAAAAAAAAAAAAAAAAAAAAAAAAAAAGUAUAAAUAUCAAAAUGGCUUAUCUCAUCGUCCUCUGAAGGACCAUGGCCCCCAACAAAAUGUUUACUGCAUGUGAAAUGUGAAUGGCUUCACCUUCCUGGCGUUAAACUGGUCUUUUGCAGUCUGCGCAAGUUGAUCCAUUCUUCAGAUUUUUUCCUCUGAGUUUUUGGUUUCGGGAAACGUAUGAAGAAAACAUCCUUCAUAUGUGGUAAUGUCUAGGGUCGUUUUUACAAGUUCCAUAGCAGCAGUGUUUGAUCAGCAUUCUCUUUUUUGAAAGAUUACUGGAGAAAACAAGCAGAAAUAACAUGGUUUGUAUGCGAGGGCAUGUCAAUGAUGUCCUACUACCAUGUUACGAUGGCAACGUCACGGUCUAAAAAUAGCAUUCGUGCGGUACGCUAUUGACCCGGAAAUGUUUUCCUUUCCCAACAGCAACAGCAGUGCUGGGUGAACUUUGGAUGACCUAAAAAAAAUAUUUGUCGUAACUGCAAAACUGUGGCAGCACAAACGAACGGCACCAUUGCGGUUCCAUUCUGCCGUAUAUGGGGGGGCUGUGUGAUGUCAUCAGUACAAAAUAAAAGCAGACUAUCUAAAAAAAAGAAGAAAAAAAACAUAGCGACACAAACGAAAAUUUUUACAGCACAAACGAUGGACACAUUUGUAUCAGGUUUAGAUAAAAAAAUGGUUGACCUCAGAUUGACCAAUAGAGAAUUGUAAAUAUCUCAAAAACAGCACAAGCGUAGCACAAAUGGCUGACAUUUUUAUAUAAAUUUGCGUCUGGUGGGGGUCCAACUUCACGGAGGUGGAUUUAUACAAUACAUUUUGCCUAAAUAACUUGGAUUUGAAUAUUUAGGCCAAAUACGGUAUCUCAAAAAAUAUAACCAAUGGACACUUUUCACCUCAUAUUUCUUUUACGGCGACCCAAAUUUACUCAAUUCUCACUUUUGCUUAUAAAGCAGUGCUAUCAAAAAAAGGAGAAAAUUCAUUUGCUAACUAAUUAGCUAAUCGUGCGCUAAUCUAGUUUACCUUAAAAAACAAAACAAACGGCACGAUAAUAAAGAAGAUGUGCACAUUUGCAAGCGAAAGCUGUGACGUUUUGCUCAGUCUACCUUUUAACACAAAAACGUCACAAUUUUUGGGGGGGUUAUACCCCCGAACAAACUGGCAUUUUCACCUCCACCACCACGGCGGCGCCAACACUCGCCGUCUGUAUAUGAGCUGUUUUACUUUGUCGAGCCUGUCCAGCACUUUGCCUGCUACGCGUUGCAUGCUUAAAAAAAUAAAAAAUAAAAUCCAGACACUGGCAAGUUGUACUUAUCUCAAUGUUUUUUUUCUAUGGUUGUUCCCCUCUCUGUGUUCAAAUGUUGCAGAAAGAAGAAAAAAAAAAAAGCGUCACACCUGCUGGACAAUGAUUUGGAUGCAACGUGUGUGAUGAUACUGUCUGUUCAUGCAAUGUGUAUGUACAAUACAAAAGAGAAAGAAUAAAUAUAUCAUCAGUGUCCAAAAAAAAAUCUAUCUUUUUCUAUAAUGUUGUCUUCUGGAAUGAGUAAUCUUGUGACAAAAAAAACAAACAAACAAAAGAAAAGCCUUCCCGUGUGUUGCUCAGUGUUUUAUUUUUUGCGGCGGCGGACGACAGGGUCUGCGUGUACUUUAAAAGAUUGUAAUGUUUUAUAUCCAGAUUAAUAUUCAUCAAAUGUCAGUCGAGUUUAUACUUUUGUAAUAAAGUAGCACUUGAAAAA
This is a messenger RNA of Corythoichthys intestinalis (scribbled pipefish), 13805 nucleotides long. RefSeq lists its product as uncharacterized. The record is from RefSeq and is a predicted model, not a curated record. The transcript is spliced from 7 exons. Bases 451 to 1791 code for a protein of 446 amino acids. Gene Ontology annotation, cellular component: membrane raft; plasma membrane. Gene Ontology annotation, biological process: B cell receptor signaling pathway; T cell receptor signaling pathway; negative regulation of T cell activation. NCBI's taxonomy places the organism in Eukaryota, Metazoa, Chordata, Actinopteri, Syngnathiformes, Syngnathidae.